CCCCUUCCGCUUCCGAGCGCGUGCUGUGGCGCUCCUCCUUGCUUGGGAUUCAAGUCAGCGUGAAAGUCCCUUUCAUAUCAAAGAAACACGGGAGAAAUCUUUGAAUUGAAGCAGGAGACCUGAGGUUUAGCAACAAAACCACCCUUUAAAACUGAAUAAUGCCGCCUCUUCUGAACCGGAUAUGCCACAUUGGGUUCCAUGUCGCUGAGGGGCAGCAGUUGGCCAGCAACCUGAUGCACCAGUUUGGGUUUGAGCUAUUUGCUACACGGAUGGCAGGAUGGAGCAGGCAGCUGGCCUUCCGAAGAGGGAAUGCAGUUUUCCUUGUCAAUGAAAGGCUGAAGCCUGGGGGGAGAGAAGUUUCACCUGUGUCAUCUUCAGGCUUUUGCAAAAAUAAAGGGAUCCUAUAUGAUGUGGAUCUACAGCCUUCAGUUGGUACGGCCUCCAACAUUUGCUUUGAGGCAGAGGAUGUACCUGGCAUCUCCCAGAGUCUAGAGGAACGAGGAUGCCAGAUCCUUAUCACACCCACUGCAGUGGGAGAUGAAAGUGGCUAUGUCACUUAUUCAGUGGUGGGAUCCAUCGUAGGCAACGUCAGCCACACACUACUUGACCGAUCACAGUACUGUGGACCAUUCCUGCCUGGUUUCCAUGUUGUGGAGGGUGCCUCCAAGAAAUUCCAGGCAGGCGGGCAGAUCACACAUUUUGACCAUAUCACCUAUGCUUGCCCCCAAGGUAGUUCACAAGCUGUACUGGAUUGGUACAAGAACUGUUUGGGAUUCCAGCGCUUCCUCAUCCAUCAGCAAGACGAUGUUGCUGAUGGCUACACAAUCCAGGGCUCUGGUGUAGGCCUUCGUCUUACUGCCAUGCGGUACAGCGGGAGUGGUUUGACUUUGCUUGAUCAGGACUGUAAAAUUGUUCUGGCUGAGUCACUGUCAGAGCAAAAGAAUAACCAGGUUGAUACUUUUUUAGAACAGCAUGGUGGAUCUGGCAUCCAACAUGUAGCACUCUACACCACAGAUAUUAUAGGUACUGCUGCAGCCAUGGCAAAGUCUGGUGCAAUUUUUUUCAAACCACCUUUAGCAUACUAUAGUGAGAAAAGCAAGGAGCAGGAGAUAAGACGAGUUGGGCAGGAUCUUCAGCUGCUGAAGGACCAUGGCAUCCUCCUGGAUGCUGAGGCAGGAGGCAACAGUGGCCCUGGACUUCAUGGGAAACAAUACCUGAUGCAGAUCUUCACCAAGCCUCUCUUUACGGAGGAGACUUUCUUCCUGGAGCUUAUUGAGCGAUGUGGGGGGACAGGUUUUGGUGAGGGAAACAUCCGUGCCCUCUGGCAAUCUGUACAAAACUACAUGGACCAGCAUGCUUGAAGAAUGAGCUCAAAUAUCCCAUUAUGCAAUCUUAGGCUUACUGUAUAUGUGAACUUGUGUAGUGUGAGUUCUGCUGCAAAUCUACUUGUAUGGGGUUGGCUCCUCUGUUGUAUCAAUGCCAUUUAGGAGUUCUGGAUCAGUGGUUCCCAAACUUUUUUCUCCCAUGGAUCACUUGAAAAUUGCUGAUAGUCUUGGUGGACCACUUAAUGAUUUUUCUGCCUGUUGUAACAAUUGUAAUUAGCUCUGCAAGAUGCUGCCUGAUUUUUAGUUGUGGGUUUUUUUGCUCCCUUUAUUUCUUAUAUUGUACUUUAUUGUAUUAC
Rhineura floridana is the source of this 1681-nucleotide messenger RNA. It is a transcript of the gene HPDL, whose product is annotated as 4-hydroxyphenylpyruvate dioxygenase like. Lineage: Eukaryota; Metazoa; Chordata; Lepidosauria; Squamata; Rhineuridae. Gene Ontology annotation, biological process: aromatic amino acid metabolic process. The transcript has 2 exons. The record is from RefSeq and is a predicted model, not a curated record. Gene Ontology annotation, molecular function: 4-hydroxyphenylpyruvate dioxygenase activity. Bases 159 to 1361 code for a protein of 400 amino acids.